Molecule: messenger RNA, 1248 nt
Organism: Plasmodium coatneyi
Lineage: Eukaryota; Apicomplexa; Aconoidasida; Haemosporida; Plasmodiidae
Exons: 6
Coding region: 1-1248 (415 amino acids)
Biological process (GO): protein import into mitochondrial matrix
Cellular component (GO): PAM complex, Tim23 associated import motor
Molecular function (GO): ATPase activator activity
Source: RefSeq, a predicted model, not a curated record
AUGUGGCCCGUUGUGAUCCUCCUCUUCGGGGGAGGCAUCCUGUUCGCCAAGAAGGGAAUGAAUUACCUGAAAAAUCAGAAGAUAAAUCCCGGCAGUAAAAAUUUCUUUCCCUCCUCUGGAUUUAACAGAAGCUUAGGGAGCCUUUUUUUAAAAAAUGACAUGAGGGGUUUUGAAAGAAACAUGUCCAAGUCGGAGGCCUACAAAAUACUGAACAUAAACCCGACUACCAACCGGGAGAGAAUUAGGGAAGUCCACAAACAGCUGAUGCUGAAGAAUCACCCGGACAAUGGGGGCUCCACCUAUAUUGCGGCCAAAGUCAACGAAGCGAAGGACGUUUUGCUAAAGCUGUACUCGAAAAACCUCACGGAAGAGAACAUCGACGAGGUGAUCGAAUCGGAGAAAGCAAUAAACGAAAAACUGUCUCUCGAAAAUGAACAGAUAAAAGAAAAAAACGGACAGAUACAGCGUCGACUGUUGAGUUUUAUCCAGGACAAUUUUAUUUUUGAAAGCAACUCAACGGAGGAUGUGCAUAAGUAUAACGGGGUUCUGCUCUCCCUGAUUGAAUAUAUGGAUCGUCUAAAAAUGGUAGACUGCUACAUGAGGAAGGAGACCGAUGGGCUUCUGGAGGAGUUUUUCCGUUGCGUUAAGGAGGCUAUCGUAAAGCAAAGUAACUUGUGUUACCUCAUCAGGGAAGACAUGAACCAACUGAAAAUCAGCGGAAAGGAAGAAGCAUUCCGGAAGCACGUGCUAGCUCUGCGGAAGCUGUACGAGCAUAACAGCGUGCUCCGGGCACAGGUUGCUCUCUUCAACACAUUCAAACUGAAGGACGAAAAUUUAAUUCACGUGGACUUCGAACAGCUACAGAUAAGGUAUAAAAAUUUAAGGAGUAAAGGCACCUGUCUGGAGAAAAAAAUUGAAAACCUCAAUCAGAAAAUAAAGCGAUCGACGGAGAAAAAGCUGCACUACGAUGAGAAGAACCUCUACCUGGAGAAGAUACUGCAAGACAAGCAGACCGCGCUGGACGAAUCGCAGAGUGCCAUAUGUAACAAAAAGAAACUUGUGAAUGAACUGAAAAGGAAAAAGGAUGAAUCCAUUAAAAAGUACAGCGAAGUGGAAACGAGCGUCAUUACGAAAAAUGUAUUCGAGGAAUUUCACGAGAAGAAGUUACACCUGGACAGAUUGAAGGAGAAGCUCGAAGAGGUGAAACAAAAGUAUGAGCGCUUGCAGAAGGCUCACGAGGGGGAGUAA